This is a messenger RNA of Sycon ciliatum, 1392 nucleotides long. RefSeq lists its product as uncharacterized. Gene Ontology annotation, molecular function: nucleic acid binding. The record is from RefSeq and is a predicted model, not a curated record. Gene Ontology annotation, biological process: DNA integration. The transcript has a single exon. NCBI's taxonomy places the organism in Eukaryota, Metazoa, Porifera, Calcarea, Leucosolenida, Sycettidae. Bases 1 to 1392 code for a protein of 463 amino acids.
AUGAGAUUUCUUCACAACGCUCGAGCGCCACACGAACGCCGCGAACUGGGUGAAUUGACAGUGGACGAAUUGAGUGAGUCCGAGUUGAUGCUGGUGAAAUCAGCGCAAGAGUCUGAGUUCCGAGAUGAGAUCAAGGCCAUCAAGAAGGGACAACCUGUGAGUUCCCAGAGCAAGAUUGCAGUACUCCAUCCACAGUUAGAUGACAGUGGCUUGCUGCGUGCAAGGAGUCGACUUCAGUACGCAGACGUCUUGCCCUCUGACACGAUCUCGCCGAUCAUCCUUCCCAGGACGCAUCCAACAACUAAGCUUGUGAUCACGCGGAUCCAUGGCAACGGUCAUCACGCACUCGGCAACAAUCAAGUUCUGAACGAGUUAGUAAAGCGGUUCUGGGUUGUCGGUGCACGUGAAGCAGUCAAGGAAGUGGAUCGUCAAUGUCCUGAAUGCCAACGCCGAAAGGCCAAGCCUGCUAAGCAGCUCAUGGCGCCACAGCCAACACUCCGGAUUGAACCCGGCACCCGUGCGUUUGAAAGGGUUGGAAUCGACUUUGCAGGACCGAUGUACACCAAGCAGGGACGCCGAGCGCAGGCAAAGAGAUGGCUGUGCAUCUUCACCUGUCUUGCCACACGCGCUAUCCACAUCGAAGUAGCGUAUGGUCUUGAUACUGGAAGCUUUCUGAACUGCUUCUUCCGAAUGGUCGAACGACGUGGCGCCCCACACGAGGUGCUCACUGACAAUGGCACGAACUUUGUUGGUGCAUUAACCGAGCUACGCGAGUUGAGAAGUGAACUGGACGAGAAGAAGAUCAUCAAGGCAACCAACGGUCAACGGAUUCAGUGGCACUUCAACCCUCCCGCAGCACCGCACUUCGGAGGACCAUUUGAGGUUAUGGUGAAGGCUGCCAAACGAGCACUGUACGCCAUUCUGAAGUCAGGUGACAUCACAGAUGAGGAGUUAGUGACGGCAACGAUUGGAGCAGAACACCUGAUCAGCAGUCGGCCCUUGACAACGGUAUCUUCAGAUGCCAGAGACUGUACUCCUAUCUCUCCAAGUGACUUGCUGCUUGGCGACGCGAGCCACAGUAUUGAUGUACCCGGUAAUGACCCAGCAGCUAGCCUGAGGAGACGCUGGAGACGAGUCCAGGAGCUGGUCAGACAUUUCUGGGCAAGAUGGAUGCAAGAAUGGCUGCCCAUGCUGAGUGGUCGUGCCAAAUGGAAGAAACCCUACAACAACGUGCAAGUCGGUGAUGUCGUUAUCCUACUCGCCAAAGACACACCACGUGGUCAGUGGCAGCUGGGACGAGUUGUCGAUGUUCACCCAGGACGUGACGGGCUGGUACGAGACGUGGACGUAAAGAUGAAGAACACCACGCUACGUCGCCCAACAAGCAGAUGA